Carcharodon carcharias (great white shark) is the source of this 1446-nucleotide messenger RNA. Its product is annotated as neurotensin receptor type 1-like. Gene Ontology annotation, cellular component: plasma membrane. Gene Ontology annotation, molecular function: G protein-coupled receptor activity. Lineage: Eukaryota; Metazoa; Chordata; Chondrichthyes; Lamniformes; Lamnidae. The transcript is spliced from 4 exons. Gene Ontology annotation, biological process: G protein-coupled receptor signaling pathway. Bases 1 to 1446 code for a protein of 481 amino acids. The record is from RefSeq and is a predicted model, not a curated record.
AUGGCUGGUCAUGUGGAUCCCUGCAUGAUACACAUCAAGUCCUUCACUAAUGCAUCAAACCUAAGAGACUCAAUUGAACUCAAUAAAAAUUCACCAACUCAACAGCACCUGCUGAUUGGAUCCAAGCAGCAGGAACCAGGCUAUGUAACAAUUCCAGUCACUCUAUUUUAUGUUUUACUUUUUCUCUUUGGUGUAUUUGCAAAUGGUUUGAGCAUUCUGACACUGCUGAAGAAUGGACGGAUGAAGGCUAGUGCCAUUCGCUUCUACCUCCUUAGCCUGACAUUGGCCGAUCUGCUGCUUUUAUUGACCAUACCAGUGACUGUGUACAGGUACUACUGGCAGUACUAUCCCUGGCUGCUCAGUAACCCUGUCUGCAAACUUUACUUCAUGGUCCGACAGAUCUAUUGUGCUACAACUAGCUGGACUAUUAUUGCUUUUACUGCUCAGCGUUAUAUUGUCAUUUGCCAUCCAAUGUGGUCAAUCACUGGUCUACGACAAUCUCGAAUGGUUUAUUUAUUGGCAGUGAUCUGGGUCUUGUCAGCCAUCUCAUCUGUACCAUUUGCCAUUGUUUAUGGGCAAUCAGCUGCCUGUGUCUUGGACUAUACUGCCACUUCACAGGAUAAGACUAUCUUCUACUCCACUGUGUGUGAGAUGUUUGAGCAAGAGCCAUUUACCAUCUACAAGACUGUGGUCCAAAUGAGGAGCAUCCUAUGCUUCUUAGUUCCACUCACCGUGAUCAUCAUCCUUCACCUGUUAAUAUUUCGACAUUUAAGUGUGAAUAGUCGCCAGCGGGAGGAGAUGGGAUUAACACAUUCUUGGAGCGGUCAAUGCUCAAACCCUCUCACCAGUUCUGGAAGUCUGCCUGGAACAGAAAGGAAGGCCCUUCAGCUGAUGGGAGCUGUCGUUGUUGCCUUUUUCGUUUGUAACUUUCCUGAUACAGCUGCCACCCUGAUGCACAUUUAUACGGAGAACUGGUCUAUAAGUGUUUACAGAACCUACACCUGGCUGAAGUCAUACUUAUCACUGCCACUAUGGUAUGUGAACAGUGCUCUAGACCCGAUCCUCUUUUGCAUUUCCUCUUCCUCCUUCCGUAGUGCUGGCAAGGAAAGCCUUGCACCCUUACUCCCCAAGAUCGGCAGGUCACUGAAUGAUCACAAGCUACAUGGUUCAUGCAAUAGCCUCUCCCAGAACUGGAUCCUCAUGCAGGCUGCCAUGGGCACCUUUACCAUCAGAUAUGUUAUAAAUGGGUCUGAACACAAUGAAAUCAUCAGUAAACACAUGGACUACAAAUCUACAAAUGGAGGGCAAGUCAUUAAUGAAGACUGCACAGGUGACCUCUACGGGAUUUCAAUAUCAGCCACCUACAAAUGCUUCCAUGAGGUCACAGAGGCCAUCUUCUCCGUUGCACACAACUUUGUGCAUUUCGCCCGGGACCAGGACAGCUAG